This is a messenger RNA of Molossus molossus (Pallas's mastiff bat), 458 nucleotides long. It is a transcript of the gene OSTN, whose product is annotated as osteocrin. Gene Ontology annotation, molecular function: signaling receptor binding. Lineage: Eukaryota; Metazoa; Chordata; Mammalia; Chiroptera; Molossidae. Bases 60 to 458 code for a protein of 132 amino acids. Gene Ontology annotation, biological process: hormone-mediated signaling pathway. The transcript has 4 exons. The record is from RefSeq and is a predicted model, not a curated record.
GUUUGGGAGAAACUGUACAGACAGGACUCUGAAGUCAGAAUCUCCUGAUUCUUCACAAGAUGCUGGACUGGAGGUUGGCAAGUGCACAUUUCAUCCUGGCUGUGACCUUGAUGUUGUGGAGCUCAGGAAAAGUGCUCUCAGUGGACAGAGCGACAGAGGCUUUUGAUGCUGGAAUCAGAGAUGUGCAAUCACUACCCACAGCUAGGGAAGAGAAAUCCGCAGCUGAUCUGGCAGCAAAACUCAUGCUUCUUGAUGAACUUGUGUCUCUGGAGAAUGAAGUGAUUGAAACAAAGAAGAAAAGGAGCUUCUCUGGCUUUGGGUCUCCCCUGGACAGACUCUCAGCUGGCUCUGCGGAUCACAAAGGUAAACAGAGGAAAGCAGUAGAUCAUCCAAAAAGGCGAUUCGGUAUCCCCAUGGAUCGGAUUGGUGGAAACCGGCUUUCAAAUUCCAGAGGCUAA